Messenger RNA from Anisakis simplex (herring worm), 555 nucleotides. The record is from the annotation of a GenBank genome assembly. Lineage: Eukaryota; Metazoa; Nematoda; Chromadorea; Rhabditida; Anisakidae.
AUGGCACAAGAUGGAGCGAAAAUAGGGGCAUCGGUUGGUCGUGAGUUAUGUGGCAUGUUUGCACUGGAUGACGAGAGUAUCGAUGUGGUGGAUUUGAGGAGAAGAAUUCUGAGAGGGGGCAGUGGUGGUGAGAAGCGGUUGUUGGAUGGCGAACAAGGCAGUGCUUAUAAGCAUUCCAUCCCAUCGCUGUUCGACGAUCCGGUCUCGUAUGAUCAGUUCAAACGAGCAAAACGCAAUCUAACAAAUCAAGAGUACGAUACGUCAGUAAUUAGUAAUCCACCGUCAUUACUUCAUCACUUCCAGCCUGCGUUCCUGCCUUCGAAUGAGCGCAAAUAUGUUGAAUUGAAUGGGCCGGUUCCAUUAAUGGAUGUCUCAUUGGGAUCGUGUUACUCCCUAACCGUUCGAUCAGCGCCACUGAAGUCGCUGUCUUAUACUCAUCGUGACACAAGUGAUAGGCGGUAUUCGAGCAGUCACGAUCGUCAUAAUUAUAAACAAAUUGAUCACUACGAGUCAUCAUCUAAUUACCAAUCGCCCUCGAAUCACAGGUAUGUUUAA